GUGUGUGAGAGUUUUCACUUGAUGUGGUUUGUCGGCGGGUCAGCACACACAGCUCACUGGCCGUGUUGGUUCUUAGCUCCUAUUUCUUUGCCUCUGACUCUUCUUCUGACUCGUCCUCUUCAGGAUGGAUCAGCACGGCAGGAGCCGAGCUCAGCGUCGCUAUGACGACGACGACGACGAUGACGACGUCCAGCCCUUCUACAUCGGCGUUCCCGUGUCCCACAGGAGGAAGAGACGGCGCCACCACUCGCACAACCACGACGGCGAGCGCGGCUCCCGCCACUCGCACUACGAGCACCACGACCACCACGAGUACACCCGCCGAGGAUUCUACCACGAAAGCGACGAGCACGACGGCGAAGACUGCGCUCGACUCCCGGAGCGCGCCGACCCCUCGGUGUCACCGGCGGCCGAGAGACUGCGUCACAUCCUGGCGGAGGACGAAGGCGGGCCGACGCCCACCAUCUUCACCGAGAUGGACACACUGCAGCAGGAGGGCGGCGAGCUGGAGUGGAAGGAGUCGGCCAGGUGGGUGAAGUUUGAGGAGAAGGUGGAGGAAGGCGGCGAGCGGUGGAGCAAGCCUCACGUGUCCACGCUGACGCUGCACAGCCUCUUUGAGCUGCGGACAUGUCUCCAGACGGGAAGCAUCCUGCUGGACUUGGACGCCUUCUCGCUGCCGCACAUCGUGGACGAGAUCGUGGAGCGACAGAUCGCCGACGGCCUGGUCUCGGAGGACGUGAAGGAGAAGAUCAGCUUCGUGUUGCUACGGAGACAUCGCCAUCAGACCAAGAAGCCCAUCCACCGCUCGCUGGCCGACAUCGGGAAGUCCUCCGCCGUCGCCGCCCCUAACCGUAGUCCUCAGGUGACGCUGAGCCGUAGCACUAGUUCCACUUCCGCCAUCCAUCGAUCCACUGACGACCUGCGCUCGCGACACGCCAGCAGCCUGGGACGCCUGCAUCACGCGCAGAGUCGCAGCAUGACCGACAUUUCUGACACACCCAGCUCAGACCAGCUGAAGAACAAAUUCAUGAAGAAGAUUCCUCGCGAUGCCGAGGCGUCCAACGUGCUGAUUGGCGAGGUGGACUUCCUGGACAAACCCUUCGUCUCCUUCGUGCGUCUGGCUCAGGCCACCACUCUGGGCGGCCUCACGGAGGUCCCGGUGCCGACCAGGUUCCUCUUCAUCCUGCUGGGUCCUCACGGCAAGACCAAGUCCUACAACGAGAUUGGGCGGGCCAUCGCCACACUCAUGGUGGACGACCUGUUCAGCGACGUGGCGUACAAAGCCAGGGACCGCGAGGACCUGAUCGCAGGCGUGGACGAGUUCCUGGACGAGGUGAUAGUCCUCCCCCCAGGAGAAUGGGACCCCAAAAUCCGCAUCGAGCCCCCCAAGAAGGUUCCGUCAGCUGAGAUGAGGAAGUCUGUGCUGAACCUGAACGAGCUGGGCCAGAUGAACGGGGCGGCCGGGGGGGCGGCCGGCGGGGAAGACGAGGAGCUUCCGGCCCCACACGAGCUGGGAGAGGAGCUGAAGUUCACCGGGAGGCUGGGCGGUGGCUUGUGGCUGGACAUCAAGAGGAAGAUUCCGUGGUACUGCAGCGACGUCUACGAUGGCUUCCAUAUCCAGACCAUCUCCGCCGUGCUCUUCAUCUACUUGGGCUGCAUCACCAACGCCAUCACCUUUGGCGGCCUGCUGGGGGACGCCACCGACAACUACCAGGGUGUGAUGGAGAGCUUCUUGGGGACGGCUUUGGCGGGAACCGUCUUCUGCUUGUUUGGCGGUCAGCCUCUCAUCAUCCUCAGCUCCACGGGUCCCAUCCUCAUCUUUGAGAAGCUUCUCUACGAGUUCAGCAAGAACAACGGCGUGGACUACAUGGAGCUGCGUCUGUGGAUCGGCAUCCACGCGUGUCUGCAGUGCUUCAUGUUGGUGCUGUGUGACGCCAGCUACAUCAUUAAGUACAUGACCCGCUUCACCGAGGAGGGCUUCUCCAGCCUCAUCUCCUUCAUCUUCAUCUCGGACGCCAUCAAGAAGAUGGUGGGAUCUUUCAAGUAUUACCCCAUCAACCGCGGCUUCAAGCCCGACUUCAUCACGUCCUACAAGUGUGACUGCGUCCCUCCUGACCAGGCGCCGCUCGCUGACGACAACAUGACGCUGCUGUUCAACCUGAGCGACCUGGACUGGAGUCAGCUGAGCAAGAAGGAGUGCGUCAAGUACGGCGGCGCCCUGGUGGGCAAGGCCUGUAAGUACGUCCCCGACCUGGCCCUCAUGUCCUUCAUCCUCUUCUUCGGCACCUACUCCAUGACUGUGUCCCUCAAGAAGUUCAAGUUCAGCCGCUACUUUCCGACAAAGCUCCGUAAGCUGGUCAGCGAUUUCUCCAUCAUCAUUUCCAUCCUGGUCUUCUGCGGGUUGGACGCCCUGCUGGACCUGGACACCCCCAAACUGCACGUCCCCACUGAGAUAAAGCUAAGGAAGCUAAUCAGUGAUUUUGCCAUCUUCAUGUCCAUCAUGUCCUUUGUGGGUCUGGACAUGUUGGUGGGUUUAGACACGCCCAAACUAAUCGUUCCUACUGAGUUGAAGCCCACGCGUUCUGACCGCGGGUGGUUGGUGAUGCCGUUCGGGAAGAACCCGUGGUGGUGGCACCUGGCCAGCUUCGUCCCCGCCCUGCUGGUCACCAUCCUCAUCUUCAUGGACCAGCAGAUCAGCGCCGUCAUCGUCAACCGCAAGGAGAACAAGCUUAAGAAGGGUUGCGGCUACCACCUGGACCUCUUCUGGGUGGGCAUCCUGAUGGCGGUGUGCUCCUUCAUGGGUCUUCCGUGGUACGUGGCCGCCACCGUCAUCUCCAUCGCCCACAUUGACUCGCUCAAGAUGGAGAGCGAGUCCAGCGCCCCCGGAGAGCAGCCCCAGUUCCUCGGGGUCCGCGAGCAGAGACUGACCGGGACGCUCGUCUUUGUUCUGACCGGACUCUCCGUCUUCCUCGCCCCCAUCCUUCAGUACAUCCCCAUGCCCGUCCUCUAUGGCGUCUUCCUGUACAUGGGCGUGGCCUCACUCAGCGGCAUCCAGUUCUGGGAGCGUAUCAAGUUGUACAUGAUGGCUCCAAAACACCAACCAGACUUUGCCUUCCUGCGUCACGUCCCCCUGAGACGCGUCCACCUCUUCACUCUUGUCCAGAUCACCUGUCUGGCCGUCCUCUGGGUCCUAAAGUCCACCUUUCUCGCCAUCAUCUUCCCUGUCAUGAUCCUGGGUCUGAUGGUGGUGCGGAAGCUUCUGGACCUGAUGUUCUCUCAGCACGACCUGGCCUGGCUGGACGACAUCCUGCCUGACAAGGACAAGAAGAAGAGUGAGGACGACAAGAAGAAGAAGAAGAAGAAGAGCCCGGAGGCGGAGAGCGACGAGGAGGAGGCCGAGCGGUACUCAAUGUUGGCGUGCGAUCAGAACCAAGCGGACCGCAGAUACUGUGUGCUGAAGCUGCACGUUCCCUACAGCGACCUGAUGUUGUCCCCUGACUCCGCCUCGACGCCGCCCAAAGUGUCUCUUUUAUUUUGAAAUGUAACUUGUGUGCGUGCAUAUUUAUUAGCUGCUUCCUCUGUAGAGCGCCACCUGGUGUUGGAUCCGCAAUAACCGUGGUGGCGACCACGUCAUGAAAUAAAAAGUUGUCACUUUAGAACAAAAAUAACUUUGGACAAUCUUGGGCCAAUCAGAGAAGACGCCACGGCUACAGGAAGUUCUCUCCUCGAUGUGGUGAUUGGACUUUCUGCUCUUGUGAGCUCGUUAGCAUCGGAGGUGUUAACACAAUGUAUUCUGGUUGGUUGUUAGCCCACUGCUAAAUUUAACUUUUCUGUUGUAUCCGCAAUAACAGUGGCGACCACGUGAUGAAAUAAAAAGCUUUCUCUAGACCAAAAAUAACUGGACAAUCUUCGACCAGUCAGCGAUGACGUCAGGACUACAGGAAGUCGUCUCCUAGAUGUGGCUCGUGCGAGAAUGUUAGCAUCAGGACUUCCGGCAAGAUGGCGUUCAGGGCACAAGCAACUUUUUAAGUUCCGUUUGCUUGGUCCCAAGCUUUGAUUUAACUGUCCUCUUCAGACAAAAAUACUUUUGUAACUUCUUUAUUGACAGUUUUUCAACUUGCUGGAACAAAAGAAAGUGACGUAUGACGUAGGUUGCCCUCAUGGACAAAGAUUUUCCUCCGCUCAAAGCUAACGGUAAGGCCGGGAACCCACUAGCCUUUCAUACCCACACAGCAAAUGCAGAUACUACUCCAAUGGAUACCGCUAAACCAGGCAAAGCUAACGUCAGCAAAACCAAAGGAGCUGAUGCCGCUACUCCAAUGGACACAUGAAAACCAGGCACCAGAAGACCGAUAAACACCACGUCGAAAAAACUACCACCCGCUAAGACAAUGGAAACCGGACCCGAGCUCUCCUUGGCUGACGUCCUGGCAUCUAUUCGCAGCCUGGGAGACAAAGUAGAUGGCAUCGGAAAACAACCUAAAGAGAACUCUUGAGUUGCUUAUCAGCAUUGCGGGUGCAGGCAAGAAAGAAAACGGACGGAGUCGGCAGGUCAUGCAGUUCGUGACGAGACUUCACCGGGAUGCGGUCUGGAAGACAACGAAGGACUCUCAGGGGUCCGUUUCGUCCAAGACUUCACCAGAGAGGACAGGCUGGCUAGAGAACAACUACGGCCACAAAUAAAGCACGCUAGAGCCCAGGGUAAGAUCCACAUCGCAAUUAUUGAUGGGCGUGUAGCCACUGCACCAAAUAGUUUGAUCAUAAAGCAAGUUGAUGCUUUACAAGCUAUAAGUUCCUUAUAAUAAACAAGAGUUUUGUUUUCUACUUGUUCAAAUUGAGUGACAAAUUGUCACUCUCUCCCAAUUUCUGUUCAUUCUGACAUUUCAAUGAAUGUCUUUUAAUUAUGGAGAGUCUUUGUUCUAAGUUGAGAUAUUCACGUCUCUGAAUACAGAAAUAUUUGAGGACAUUGUCGACACUGUUUUUAGGGACCCGCCUAAAGUUUAAGUUCAGCUUCAAAAGCAAGCUUUUUGUUCUUUAAGGUUUUACACCUUAUUUUUUGUUUUUGAGUGAACGUGUGUGUGAACGAUAAUGUCUUUUCGGUGUCAUCUAAAACUGCUGCCAGUGAACGCUAGAGGUCUAAGAGAUAGUAUCGAGAGAAAGGCUUUAUUUCUAUUUUGCAAAAGCAGAAGCUCUUGAUGUAUCCUACUUCAGGAGACCCAUUCAAAUGAAACAAAUCAAUGCGGAGACGAAAUGAUUUUGUCACACGGUAGCCUACAUCAAGAUCAGCAGGUGUUGCAAUUUUACUCAAUAACCCAGCAGGGAAAGUAAUUGCUAACAAACGUAACAGUGGCCGAUAGUGUGGGUAAUGUGUGUGCUCCAAAUAGACAAUUACACACUCAUUUUAGCAAAUAUUCAUGGACACUGUAACACAGCACAAAACAGAAGCCUUCUUACUGAGAUUAAAGAAAUUAUUCUGCAAUUUAAAACGAAAUACGUAACUGAAAAUAGAAUACUGGGAGGGGACUGGAAUAUGGUUGAAGAUGAUUGGCGGGACAGACUUCCUCGCAGAUUUACAAAUCCUGCCCCUAAUGCUAUGCUAGCUGACUACCGUGAUUCACUAAACCUAGCAGAUACAUGGAGAGAAGAAUCAGAUGUAAUCACUGUCAUCCACACAGCCCUCACCUGGUCUCACAACACCCAACAAAUUCUGAAGACGUCCCAAAGGAGACUGUACUUCCUGAGAAGACUGAGGAAAUUUGGCAUGUCCACCACAAUCCUGAGUUGCUUCUACAGAUGCACUAUGGAAAGUGUCCUUACCGCCUCCAUCACUGUUUGGUACGGUAACUGUACAACACGUGAUAGGAAGGCACUCCAGCGGGUGAUCAAGACCUCACAGAACAUUGUUGGGGCAGCCCUCCCCUCACUGCAAGACAUUUAUAAAACUAGAGUCCUACGCAGAACACACAACCUCAUCAAGGACAGCACACAUCCACAACACUCAUUAUUCACACUCCUACCGUCAGGCAGACGCUACAGGAGUUUGAAGUCCAGGACCACAAGGCUGGCAAACAGCUUUUACCCACAGGCCAUCAGGCUUCUCAACGAAGCACUCACACACGCCGCACGCAACACACGCACACACUCAUAGAACUUUAUUUAUGUAUUUAUUUGUAUUAUUUAUUUGUAUUAAUGUGUCUUCUGUUGUUGUUGCUUAAUUUAUUGGUAUUUAUGUUUUGUUCUUUUUUCUUUUCAUUUUCUUGUGUUUUCUUUCUUUUCUUGGGAGAAUGAACAGAACAAGAAUUUCAUUGCAUAUCAGAACUGCCUGUUUUACUAUGCAUAUGACAAUAAAACUCUUGAAUCUUGAAUCUCCCAUCUUAUGGAUGACCAAGGCACCUGCUUAUCAUAUGAACACUUCUGUUCAGUUCAUAGUAUUCAUUGGAGAACAUCUGAAUUUCAUAAAGUACUCAAAGCAAUUCCUACACCAGUCAAACAACUUGUACAAAACAUUGAUUUGGAGAGUCUGCCCCCUCCUAAUUUACCAGUACUCUACAUCAAUGAACAAGAUAACACUCUAUAUCCAAUACGUUCAAACACCAACUCCAUGAUGCACAAGUUCUCUCAUGUAGAGGUUAAAACAUGGAGGAGCCAAUAUCUAACAUUCCCUGUACGGAAGUACCUUUUAAGACCUUGAAUGAGAUUGAUCCAUCCAGUGAAAUGCUAAGAGUAAUUCAUAUUGACCAUAACUACUGUAUUAUCUGGGACUCAGAGAUUGAAACCACGGACCAUCUUUUCUUUCACUGUAUUUACACAAACACAUUUUGGGAGGACUUUGAG
Dunckerocampus dactyliophorus (ringed pipefish) is the source of this 6834-nucleotide messenger RNA. RefSeq names its product solute carrier family 4 member 5b (gene slc4a5b). Bases 125 to 3538 code for a protein of 1137 amino acids. Gene Ontology annotation, cellular component: plasma membrane. Gene Ontology annotation, molecular function: solute:inorganic anion antiporter activity; sodium:bicarbonate symporter activity; monoatomic anion transmembrane transporter activity. Gene Ontology annotation, biological process: bicarbonate transport; regulation of intracellular pH; monoatomic anion transport. The transcript is spliced from 27 exons. The record is from RefSeq and is a predicted model, not a curated record. Lineage: Eukaryota; Metazoa; Chordata; Actinopteri; Syngnathiformes; Syngnathidae.